AUGACUGAUGUACCAGUUACUUCAAACGUUGUUUAUAUACCAAUGGUUACAACUAAUUGUUUAAACGGUGAAUUCGAUUCAACAUAUCCAAUAUAUUUAAAUGGAAUUAUUCGUCCUGAUGAAUUUCAACAAUCCAUUGCGAAUAUUAACAGAUCAUUUUCUUCAUCUAAUAAAUAUUUUAUCAGAUGUUGCAUUUUUUUUGUUGUGACUAUAAUGAUUGCACCGUUAUGUUUUGCUCUUAUGCGUACUAAAGAAGAAAAUUCGGGAAGAUAUUUUGCUUUACUUAUCAUUGGAAUUGUUGCAAGUUUAACUGAAUUCGUAUGUAUUUUUAUUGGAUCUUUUUAUGUUUUUAAAAAACGUGUAAUACAAAUGCGUCAAGCAAUUGAAGAGGAAUCAGCAAAGUAUUCAUCAAGAUCAAUACCAUGUAAUUGGAAAUACGAUUUUUCAAGAGCUUGGUUUGGUGAUACCUAUAGCUUGGGAUCAACUCAUAAUUUGAUAAUUCAAAUUGGUAGUUCAUAUCAGAAAGAAAACAAUACUAUAGUGCGCUUUUCAACAAUACCUUCUUCAGAUCGAGACUUUGAUGGUAAUCUUCUACCUCCAAAGACUUGUUAUGGUCCUCCGGUUUCUUUCAAUCAACCUCCAAGAUAUUGUUCAAGUUGUAACAAAUCACGAGACGAUUUAAAUGCGAGAUUUUGUUCAGGAUGCGGUCAUAAUUUCAGUACAUAUUGA
Molecule: messenger RNA, 729 nt
Organism: Adineta steineri
Lineage: Eukaryota; Metazoa; Rotifera; Eurotatoria; Adinetida; Adinetidae
Source: the annotation of a GenBank genome assembly